Sugiyamaella lignohabitans is the source of this 993-nucleotide messenger RNA. It is a transcript of the gene RNH201, whose product is annotated as Rnh201p. Gene Ontology annotation, cellular component: ribonuclease H2 complex. The record is from RefSeq and is a predicted model, not a curated record. Lineage: Eukaryota; Fungi; Ascomycota; Dipodascomycetes; Dipodascales; Trichomonascaceae. Gene Ontology annotation, molecular function: RNA binding; RNA-DNA hybrid ribonuclease activity. The transcript has a single exon. Bases 1 to 993 code for a protein of 330 amino acids. Gene Ontology annotation, biological process: DNA replication, removal of RNA primer; mismatch repair.
AUGACUGUAGAAGCGACUAUAUUACCGAGCUCAGAAGAGGUGGAAGAUGAUUCCCUGGGUGAGGAUCUGACACCUGUAGAGUUUGUACCUCCCUCGUUGCCCUGCGAAGAUCAAGAUCCUGCCGAGACAUAUACCUUCUAUUCAGAAAUCCCGUCAGAAAUAGGCACAACUUCGACUCCAUGUAUACUUGGAGUUGAUGAAGCUGGUCGUGGUCCUGUUCUUGGACCCAUGGUAUAUGCAGUUAGCUACUGUAAAGUGGAUUAUAAACAAAAGCUGGCGGCUGUUGGAUUUGAUGAUUCAAAAGUGUUAACUCAUCAAACACGAUCUGAUCUGUUGGAGAAAAUGUGCACCGAUGAAGAAUUGAAAUCCAAUAUUGGCUGGGCCACUACAAUCAUGACAGCUAGAGAUAUUUCUAGUGGGAUGCUGAGACCUGAUAAUCAUGGGCCCUACAACUUAAAUGAGCAGGCUCAUGAUACAACCAUGGCCUUAAUUGAUCAAGUACUUAAAAGAGGUGUCAAUGUAGUUGAAGCCUAUGUCGAUACAGUUGGUCCUCCAGCAAAAUAUCAAGACAAACUUUCGAAAAGAUUCCCUUCCAUCAAGUUUACUGUGGCUAAAAAGGCUGAUUCGCUAUACCCGAUAGUCAGUGCCGCUUCAAUUUGUGCCAAAGUUACGAGGGAUGCAUCAUUAAUAGCACAAGACACUAGUGGCGGUACUUGGGGCUCUGGUUAUCCCUCUGACCCACGUACAUCAGCAUGGCUUCAUGAAAAGAUAGAUCCUGUAUUUGGGUGGCAGAAUAUUGUUCGGUUUUCCUGGCAGACCACACGGGAUGCUUUUGAAAAGUCCCGAGGUGUCGAGAUCGAGUGGGCCGAUGACCACAUUAAAACAUUAUCUAAAGUCACAGCUAUGUUUGGCAAACAAGACAAACCAACUACCGUGACCACUGGUCUGGAUAUGUCAACACGCUGGUACGGUGCGAAUGUCAGCUCGUUUUAG